AUGGUUGGCACUAAAGCCUUGGAGUAUAGUGGAGGAGGAGGGGGUGACACUUACAGUAAGUGGUGGUUUGAGAGACGUUUGUUCUUGAAUGUGACUUUGAGGACGGCUUUGUUUAGUUUGGCAAAGAAAGAGGUUGAAAAAAGACCAGACGGCAAGAGGACCCAGAUUAAUUUCACCGUGGCCAUCGAUUUCACAGCUUCCAAUGGUAACCCAGCCCAGCCCACCUCUCUCCACUACAUGAGUCCCUACCAACUGAAUGCUUACGCAAUGGCCCUGAAGGCAGUGGGAGAAAUCAUCCAGGACUAUGACAGCGACAAGAUGUUUCCUGCACUCGGGUUCGGAGCCAAGCUGCCGCCCGACGGACGGAUCUCCCACGAGUUUGCCUUGAAUGGGAACCCUCAGAACCCGUACUGUACGGGGAUCGAAGGCGUGGUGGAGGCCUACUACCAGAGUCUGAAGUCAGUUCAGCUCUACGGACCCACCAACUUCUCCCCUGUCAUCAACCAUGUGGCCAGGUAA
Molecule: messenger RNA, 519 nt
Organism: Notothenia coriiceps (black rockcod)
Lineage: Eukaryota; Metazoa; Chordata; Actinopteri; Perciformes; Nototheniidae
Product: copine-8-like
Exons: 4
Coding region: 1-519 (172 amino acids)
Biological process (GO): cellular response to calcium ion
Cellular component (GO): plasma membrane
Molecular function (GO): calcium-dependent phospholipid binding
Source: RefSeq, a predicted model, not a curated record